UGGAAACCCGGCCCGGGCCCAGAGGGAGGGAGCGAAGGAAGGAAGCGGCCUUUGUCCCGGGCCGGACGCUGCGAGUGCGGGCGGGGGGGCCCAGAGCCAACCAGAGACGCUGAGACAGCCACUGCCAAGCAGAGCUGCCAGGCCCACCCGGCAAGGUCAGGACAGGGUCGUCGAGAGGGUGUCCAGGACAGGCGUCACCAUGGAAGACACUGGGACUAAAGUGCUGGGGGAGAGAGCUCCGUUCUGCCUCGCCUCCCUGCCGGUGAUGCUGGGUUCCCGGGUGGAGAGGAGCGAGCCCUGGGCCAGAAGGUGGGGGCCCUGGGCUCUUCCCCUGACUCACUGUGUGACCUUGGAGAAGUCACUUCCCCUCUGUGGACUCCAGCGUCCCUGCUCUAAAAGUGGCCGCGACGCAGGAGGACUGGAGAGCGUCGAGGAGGAGGGCGUGAGCCCAGAGGAGUCUGGGGUCCGAGGUCUAAGGGACAAAGCUCCUCCGGCCACAGGCGGACCCCGGCACCUAGAGGAGCGUGGUGUGGCUGCUGGACUCCUUCCGCCUAGGGCCCAGGAAGCAGUGACAUUCAAGGAUGUGUCUGUGGACUUCACCCUGGAAGAGUGGGCACGCCUAGGCCCUGCCCAAAGGGACCUCUACAGGGAGGUGAUGCUGGAGAAUUACAGGAACCUGGUCUCCCUAGGAGCUGAAUUCCCAAGCGCCAAACCAAAGCUAAUCUCCCAUCUGGAGCAAAGUGGAGAGCCCCGGCUGUCCGGAGGAGGAGACUUCGGAGGCCUCUGUCCAGAUGGGUGUCCUAAGCCGGAAACUCUGGAUUCAAAGCCACACCAGGAUGUUUCUGAAAAAUUGUCAUCUCAGGAAGAAAGACUUGAAGGGCUCAGAAGAGAUGGCCUGGGCUACUUCAGACCAUCAGAACGUGAGGGCCAAGGAGCUCCACGGCAGGAUAGCCAGGACCCACCUGUGACACCACUGCCCCUAAACCACAAAGAGAUGCCCUCUGGGGAGAAAGGGUAUGAAUGUAACAAAUCUAUUAGAAAUCCGGGCCUGAGAAACCUUACCACAACACAGAGAGAGACCCCAUCAGAAGAGACAUCCCUCAAUCAUGACAACAGAGAGAGCUUCCAACAAAAUUCAGUCACAGUUAACCUUCAGAGAACCAGUGGAGAGAAAAGACCUUUUAAAUGUACUGAGUGUGAAAGGACCUUCCUUUAUCAAUCAGACCUUAUUAUACACCAGAGAAUCCACACUGGAGAGAAACCCUACAAAUGUAAUGACUGUGGUAAAGCCUUCAGUAAUAGUUCUUACUUUAUUCAGCACCAUAUAAUUCACACUGGAGAGAAGCCUUAUGCAUGUAAUAUAUGUGGGAAAACUUUCAGCCAGAGCUCAUCCCUUACUGAACAUCAGCGAAUUCACACCGGAGAGAAACCCUAUUCAUGUAAAGAGUGUGGGAAGGCCUUCACCCAGAGCUCAUCCCUUAUUAAGCACCAGCGAUGUCACACUGGUGAAAAGCCCUUUAAAUGUAAAGAAUGUGGAAAAGCCUAUACCCAGGUUUCACACGUUGCACGACAUAGAAAAAUUCAUACAGGAGAGAGACCCUAUAAAUGUAAUGAAUGUGGGAAAGCCUUUUUUCAUACUGCCUCCCUUACUCAACAUCAGGCAAUUCACACUGGAGAGAAACCAUAUAAAUGUAACGAAUGCGGGAAAACAUUUAGCCAUAGUUCAUCCCUCACUCAGCACCAGAGAGUUCACACUGGAGAGAAGCCCUAUGAAUGCAGUGACUGUGGCAAGUCCUUUAGCCACAGCUCCUCACUUACUCAACAUCAGCGGAUUCACACUGGUGAGAAACCCUAUGGGUGUAAUGAAUGCGGGAAGGCCUACACCCAGAUCUCACACCUUAUGCGACAUCAAACCGUUCAUAUGGGAGAAAAGCCCUAUAUAUGUAAUGAGUGUGGGAAGGCCUUCAGCCACACUUCAUCAUUUACUCAACACCUGACAGUUCACACUGGAGAAAAACCCUAUAAAUGUAAUGAAUGUGGGAAGACUUUCAGCCAGAACUCAUCCCUUACACGGCAUUUGAGAAUUCAUACUGGAGAGAAACCCUAUGUGUGUAAGGAGUGUGGGAAGUGUUACACUCAGGUUUCACAUCUUAUUCAGCACAAGAGAAUUCACACUGGAGAGAAACCUUACCGAUGUGGUGAGUGUGGGAAGGCCUUCAGCCGGAGCACACACCUUAAUGAACAUCAGAAAAUUCAUACUGGAGAAAAACCCUAUAAAUGUAAUGAAUGUGGGAAAUCUUUUAGCCACAGCUCAUCUCUUAAUCAACAUCAGAGGAUUCAUACUGGAGAGAAACCCUAUGAAUGUGAUGACUGUGGGAAAACCUUCAGCCAAAGUAUACACCUUAUUCAGCAUCAGAGAAUUCAUACGGGAGAGAAACCCUAUGAAUGUAAUGAAUGUGGAAAAGCCUAUACCCAGAUUUCCCACCUCCUUCAACAUCAGAAAAUUCAUGCUGGAGACCUCCCCCAUCGAUGUGGAACAUGUGCAAAAAGCUUUGGGCAGAUUUCAGACCUGAUUAAGCAUCAGGUCAUCCAUGCUGGAGAGAAACCUUAUGAAUGCAAUGAAUGUGGGAAGGCCUUCAGUCACCGUUCCAACCUUAUUCGGCACCAGAGAAUCCAUACAGGAAACAGACCCUAUGAGUGUAGUGAAUGUGGGAAACUCUUCAGUCAUAGCUCAUCCCUUAUCCAGCACCAGAUAACCCACACAGGAGAGAAACCUUACAAGUGUCAAGAUUGUGGCAAAGCCUUUAGCCGGAGCACCUAUCUGACAGAGCACCAACGAAUUCACAUCGGAGAGAAGCCCUAUGAGUGUGGUGCUUGUGGCAAAGCCUUCGGCCGGAGUACAUACCUCGCCCAACAUCAGAGAGUUCACAUCAGGGAGAAGCCCUAUGAAUGUGGGCAGUGUGGGAAAACCUUCAGCCACCGAUCGGCCAUCACCCAGCAUCAGAUCAUUCACACAGGAGAGAAGCCGUAUGAGUGUAUUGAGUGUGGGAAAGCCUUUAGCCGGAGUGCGUACCUUAGUCAACAUCAGAAAAUUCACAUCGGGGAGAAGCCCUACAAAUGUGGGCAGUGUGGGAAAACCUUCAGCCAUCGAUCGGCCAUUGCCCAGCAUCAGAUCAUUCACACAGGAGAGAAGCCGUAUGAGUGCGGCAUUUGUGGGGAAGCCUUCAGCCGGAGCGCCCACCUUACUCGCCACCAAAGGACUCACACCAGGGAGAAACCCUAUGAGUGCAGUGAGUGUGGGAAGGCCUUCAGUCACAGCUCAACCCUCAUUCAGCAUCAGAUAAUCCACACCGGGGAGAAGCCCUAUGAGUGUAAUGUGUGCGGAGAAGCCUUCAGCCGGAGUGCCCACCUCACUCGCCACCAAAGAACUCACACCAGAGAGAAACCGUACGAAUGCACUGAGUGUGGGAAGGCUUUCAGUCAUAGUUCAACCCUCAUCGAGCACCAGUUCAUCCACACUGGAGAAAAGCCCUAUAAAUGCAAUGAAUGUGGGAAGGCCUUCAGCCGGAGCACAUAUCUCACUCAGCACCAGAGAAUCCACACUGGAGAGAAGCCCUAUGAAUGUAGAGAGUGUGGGAAAGCCUUCCGUCUGCGCUCAACCCUUACUCAACAUCAGAUCAUCCACACUGGAGAGAAGCCCUACCAAUGCAAUGAGUGCGGGAAGGCUUUCAGCCAGUUCUCUACCCUUAUUCGGCAUCAGAGAACCCAUUCUGGAGAGAAAGCCUAGCAGUGUCACAGAGCCAGAAUAGCUAGCCAAGGAGUCUUCCGGCCCACAACCUGCUGCCCUGCUGGGGGUCUCAGUCAAAUCAGUCAGCUGUCUUGUGCCUUAAUCCCUUCAUCUGCAAAAUGAGAGUCUUCAGCUACAGGAACACUAAGCUAGCCUUUGGGCUCUCAGGUUAGUCCUCCUUUCUUCAAAUUAAGACAAAAUGGUGGCCAAGAUCCCUUUCCACUCAUUAAUCCCGUGAUAACUCUGCAGUGCAGCGAUGUCAUCCAGUUAUUCAUUCCCAUCUGUCAGAGGUUUGUAGUGCACUGGGCUAGGGGCUUCAACUAUGAGAAAUCCUAGGACUUAGUGAAUAGAGAACUGGAGUUCCAACCAAGACCUGGAUUCAAAUCCCACCUCCAACAUUUGCUAUUCAACUCAAUUCAGCCAACAUUUGUUAAACACCUACUAUGUGCCAGGCACUGAGCUAGGCUUUGUAGACACAAGGACCAAAAUGAAACAAUUCCUGCCCUGAAGGAGCUCCCAUUCUGAGACAAGGAUCAGGAAAUGCAAAGAAAGACAAAGGAGCUGUGUGACCAGAACUGCCACCUCAGCUUUCCUGUUCACAAAAUGAGGGUGACAAUGCCCCUGACCCCUGAGUCACAGGGUGCUUGUAAAGCUCAAAAAGCACAUUGUAGACCUUAAAACUGGACACAAAGAGCAGUUAUUACUGUCCCUGUGCUGGUCGAAUAUCACAGAAUUGGUACCAGGAAUAAUAACUCACUUACAGCAUGCCCAUUUUCCAGAUGAGGAAAUUGUUGCUCCAAGGUCAGGACUCGCUCCAAGUCACAAAACAAGAAAGUGUCAGCGCCUGAAUUUGCUCGUACUCCACAACCCCCACAGAAAGGCAGCUGGGUGCUGAAGAGCAUAGAGUUGGACCUGAAGUCAUGAAGUCCUAAGUUCAAAUGCAGCCUCAGACACUUGCUUGCUGUAUGACUGUGGGCAAGUCACUUAACUGUUGUCUGUCCACCUCAGU
Dromiciops gliroides (monito del monte) is the source of this 4796-nucleotide messenger RNA. RefSeq names its product zinc finger protein 665-like. Gene Ontology annotation, cellular component: nucleus. Gene Ontology annotation, biological process: regulation of transcription by RNA polymerase II. Bases 200 to 3787 code for a protein of 1195 amino acids. The transcript has 8 exons. The record is from RefSeq and is a predicted model, not a curated record. Gene Ontology annotation, molecular function: RNA polymerase II transcription regulatory region sequence-specific DNA binding; DNA-binding transcription factor activity, RNA polymerase II-specific. NCBI's taxonomy places the organism in Eukaryota, Metazoa, Chordata, Mammalia, Microbiotheria, Microbiotheriidae.